UUUGCGUUGUAAACUGCCUCAACUAGAUGGCGCACUAAAACAUUAGACUUUUGUACAUGUUUGAAGCACAAGAGUCAGACUGGGCUUAUCUCUCUAUUUGAGUAGGCCCUGCUGCGCUAGCUGCGGCGGUCUGCUGCAUUUUGCAGCCGAGGUGGCCGUGUUGGUAAAGUGGUACAAAGUGGCCGCCGUUUUUUCACAUGGCCUGGCCAUGAAUGGCGCGCCGUAUUGGUAGUUUACGCGGUUCUGCAGAUACCGAGGCAUACGGGCGUUUCACUCAAUUGGACGAUUUUGUUCGCUCUCUAGAAAACGUGAUCCACACCGCCUGUCACUCGCAAGGCGCAUCACAUCGCCGGUAGAAAGACGAAAAAAGAGGGACUUGUCUAGGCUUCCCGAAAGGCUCGCUCCACUUGUGUCUCGCGAUCUUUGUGUCGGCCCAGUCAACUGAGGACAUCAUUCUCUUCAGGCCCCACCGCCAAGCUGCUGAGCGGUGCAGUGCCAGACAGCCAUGUCGUCAACCAAGUCGUGCGCAAACUGCGGCUGCAGCGAGAUCGACACCGAUCCAGCCCGCGGUGAUGCCGUCUGCACAGGUUGUGGCUCUGUGCUGGAGAACAACAUCAUCGUCUCGGAGAUUCAGUUCGAAGAGAAUGCCCAUGGCGGCUCACGAGCUAUCGGCCAGCUCAUCAGUAUGGAUGGGGGGCCGAGCCACAAUAUGGCCGGAUUCCACCAUGGGACGGGAAAGGAGUCCAGGGAGCUGACGCUCAUCAAAGCACGAAAGAAGAUUGUCCAGGUCGCAGAGCGCUUGCGCCUCAACCAGCACUGCAUUGAGAUGGCCUUCAACUUCUACAAGAUGGCCCUGGCGCGGCACCUGACGCGAGGCCGGCGAAGCUCCCAUGUGAUUGCAGCGUGCGUCUACAUGGUCUGUCGCAUUGAGAACUCGUCCCACAUGCUCCUCGACCUGAGCGAUGUCGUCCAAGUCAACGUCUACGAACUGGGCAAGACAUUUCUGAAGCUGUCGGCGGCGCUCUGCAUCAACAUUCCAGCAAUAGACCCAUGCCUGUACAUUACUCGUUUCGCCCACCACUUGGAGUUCGGAGACAAGACGCACGAGGUGUCAAUGACGGCACUGCGCAUGGUGCAGCGCAUGAAGCGGGACUGGAUGCACACGGGCCGUCGGCCGUCGGGACUGUGCGGUGCUGCGCUCCUCGUCGCUUCCCGGUUGCACGACUUCAACCGCACCAUUCGCGACCUGGUGCGCAUCGUCAAGGUGUGCGAGACCACCAUUCGCAAAAGGUUAACUGAGUUUGGAGAGACACCAUCAAGCAAGCUGACCCUCGACGAGUUCAUGACGAUCGACCUAGAAGAAGAGCAAGACCCUCCCUGCUUCAAGGCGGCACGCAAGAAGCAGAAGCAGAUAUUGGAGGAACAGGGCCGCCUUGAGAAGGUGUCCGAGGAGAUCUCCCAGCUGCAAAAGAAGAUUGAGGCUGAGCUGGAGGACCGGCGGCGAAAGGUUCGCGGUCGUUUUGCAUCGCAUGCCAGAGAGCGGUUGAGCGAAGAAGAAGAAAACCGAAUAUCGAAUGAGUUCAUCGUGGGAAACACCAUGGAGACCAUCAGUGCAUGCCUGAACGAUUCCCAGCAGAGCAACGAGGACUCUGCCGCAUCGGGAUCGGCCGUCGAGAACUCGCUCACCGAGCGGUUAGCGCUACGGCAAGAGCCCGACGACUCUGACCCGGAUGAAGUCGAGUGCGUUGACAAAGAGAAGCCCAGGGAGCAGAGCGGUAUCGUCACCUCUUUACGACCGACCGCCGCCACCUUGGGGCUGAAGGAAAGCAUUGAGGAGUGCAUGCGGGUCAGAGACUGUGUUGAAACGACAGCAGAAUCCGGUGUCCUGGACUUAGAAGGAUUGGAUGACGAGGAACUUGAUGCGUACAUCAUGACAGACGCUGAGGUUCGACUCAAGACCAAGUUCUGGAUGGAAACUCAUGCAGAGUAUCUCAAGGAGAUGGAAGAGAAGGAAGCACGGAAAGCAUUGGAAGCAGAAGAGAACGCCAACAAGCCAGAGACCAAAAAGCGCAAGCGCAGAAAGAGGGCACCUAUCCAAGCCAACACCGCAGGCGAAGCGAUUGAGAAGAUGCUCCAGGAGAAGCGCAUCUCCAACAAGAUCAACUACGACGUCCUCAAGAGCCUCAACAGCGACAUGGGCUUCCCCUCCAGCGAACCGCAGCAGCAGAACACCCAGCAGCAGCCAUCGGCCAGUGAGGCAGACAAAAGCGAAACACAGUCGGUCGUCUCUGAGCCGUCAAAGAAGAAAAGUCGCAGAGAGAAGCCGAUCUCGGAUAGUGCGUUCAGUGCAUUGAUGUCAACGGUCAAGUCAAUUGCUAUGAGUCAACAGAAGGCUAACGCUGAUGUCAUCUCUGAUGAUGAGGACCUUGGAGAUCCAGUUCCACAGCCUGCUGCUGUCGAUGACGUGACUGCCAUGAAAGAACUAGAAGAAGAGCUCGAGUUCCAAGACGAAGAAGAGGAGGAGGAGGAAGAAGAGGAGGAGGAUGACAAGGAGUACCACCUGAGUGCAGCCCAGCUUUUGAACCAGCACAGAGGAGAAGAACAGGACGAGUUCGGAUAUCACGAGGAGAUCGACGACUACAUGGACUGACGGCACCCGCAGCCGCGUUUUAGGAUUUUCAAAUUCUCGCAUAUCGUGAGCCGUUCAAGCGGCAUUGCCAUCUUCGGUAUAGUAGAUGCGAACCACGGUUAUUGCAACCAAGGCAUGUUCUGCCGCGAGCAGUGUUGUUUUCUGAUCGUGGACUCUCGGCAAAUUCAAGAAUCACUGUGUAUGAAACGUGAAGUGUCAUCAAUGCAUGGACGCGGAACAGGUGUUUGUGGGAGGCACGGUAGUAUAAAACUCGAACCAAAUUGCUGACCUGAAUUCUUGCUGCCCGUGUUGCUUUUGGCUGUAAGUGAAGAGCUGAUUUUCUGAGUCGGGUAGCUCUUUAAAAAAAGUGUGUGGUUGUUUGCUCAUGAAGGCUUUAAUGCAAUUGCUGAUAUGAUUAUGUUUAGCUAUGUCAGAGUGGAUCUUGUAAACAUGCUGGUUACAGUGCUACAUACACGUAAUACAAGCAUAUAGUAUAAUUUCGUUAAUGGUGUUGAAACACGUAAUACAAGCAUAUACAGUAGAAUAAUUUUGUUUGUGGUGUUGGAAACAACUUUUUUUUUUCUGGAGUGUCGUUUUCUUUGAGAAGUUGAAUAUAACAAGGCAAGGUAGCAUUUAUGGAAUACUACUACUGACAACAAUUUUCAGACAUGUUUAUAGGUAUGGGUUUAAGAGGUUCAUUUGGAUGUACGGAAACAUCAUUUUAAAUGGUGUUUACGAGAUAGAAAGAGAAACCGACACCCUCCAUGACGCUCUUUCAUUGUUGAUGGGUUUUUUUUUCUCACAUAACAUUCCGUGCAUGAUAAUCACUUCUGUCAAGUAUUGCUAUGUUGCUCCUACAAAUGCAUUUGAUGCACUCUGUGCUAUUAUUGAAAUGCCAGUUAAGCCAGUUGAAAUAGAUUGGAGCGAACGAGAUUUUCACGCAGGACUUGCAUAAAAUGUGUUUCUGACCGACACUGACGUUGGCCAGCAUCGGCACUUCUGUUUCUGGCUACGCAAUGACUUUUCUCUAACCUGCGCUGGGACCUGUCAACUUGCGUGUCGCGUCUGAGCACUGACGCGGUACACAUUUCAGCUGGGAUAACGACGUGGCUAUAGCAUAGUGCAGGAUCAACGAGCCGUGCAAUGUUGUGCCGAAAAUACAUUGUAAAUGUGUUCCUUGUGACAAACCUCCUUAGCGGGGUGUUUCCAUAGUAACUUAGUGCUUUUUUCUAAUGGUUAUGGCUUGUUGCAAACAUGAAUUCGUUGAUAGUCCAUGUAUACUAAUUUUAUUCUGCAUCUAGUGUCAAGCAGAGAGCCUACCCGCAGCCUUGUGAGACACCACCCCACGGCAUUUAUUUGCUUUAGUUUCGUCAUGUGACCUGGCUGGUUACACUUCUGCCACGCGGGCAACAGUCGUCCGAACUGGUGACGCAAAGAGCGUUGCGUUAUCAUUUUUACUAUACAUAGUUUCGACAGUAUGGCAGGAGCGUCGGCAGAGUUCCACAGGACCUUGGCAUUGAGCAUAACUAAAGUUGAUUUUUGUUUAUUCUGUCUAAGAGCUGGCACCAGAACUCUGCAGGACCAUAACAUUUUGUUUAAAUAAUCUUAAAGUUCGAAUUAGAUGAUAUAUGUUAAGCUGGGGGGCUCCUUUUUGUAGCCAUUUAGCGCAGUCGAAUUGGUAGGCGCCAGAUGGAUUGAGGUUGAGUUUAUAGAAUACCGAUGGCUAUGCAUGCUGUGUCUGCCAUGCUUCUCCUGAAACCUGUUUUGUACUUCCUGAAACGAUUUAUAUUCUCAUGAUUUAUUCUUAGUAAUUUGUAGUGUGUUGUUUUCAUGCAAUUCAACUAACAUUUGUAGCGUGUUCGGGAGUCAUUAUACUUGCAGGUGUUUCUCCCAAUCAGGCCUUUGCAGAGCAAUUGUAAAAGCAUAACACUGUGAUAUUUAAAUCUAGCAGUAUGGUCACCCGGCACUGAGUUAUGCACGUUUCGUAAUGGGAGCCUCACACAAAUGCUUCAUUGUACUUGUGAGCGUCGAUACAGCUAUGGUGGUAGUAUUACUCAGGGCUUCAGUGGCAUGCUGUUAUUAUGUGGCUGUUAUUAUGUAUCAUUAUCUAUUUAUUCCUUUGUUGCUCUUCUAUGUAACUGUAUAUGUUUGUAGGCAAAUAUAUUUUUUUUGUACAGCUUUAUUGUACAUGUGGAACUGGAUAUUUGGGCAUAUUGUCAUCUGUCUGUGUUUUGUAAGCACACAUUGAUUGUAGAUUGUGAGAAAGCAAGUGUUUGAGGUACCACGUUUGUACCAAGCUUAAAUGCCGACACCACUCCCCCCUUAUUUUUCUGUAUAAUACACACGGGAUUCUUAAAGUUAUAGCAUUUUGAAAUCGGAUGCUGUAGUGUCAGUUCUGAAACAUGUUCGCCAAAAGAUGAAUGACUGCUUUGAAUUGUGUGUUGGUGAAUUUGUGUUAAUGUGGUAUAUUUACAGUGCAUCACCAAAAGAAGAUAUGCACUCCAUUUCUAUAUUUGUCCCCCCCUUCCCCUCUUUCACAUGCAGUUCAAAAAGAAACAUUUGGCAGUGUCUGUUCAGUUACGAACUCAUUCAUGUUCAUUCAUGAAAUCGCUCAUGAAUAUAGAAAAGGUCAUGGUUGGGUGCCAAUUAAAGCUGUUAGUUCCCAGACACUUGGUACUCCCUCUCAAAGCUGCAACAGUGCUUCUAGAUCAAUGCAACGGAAUCAAUAUUUCCUUUAUCAAAUAGUUCUUGCUGCUUUACAGCAAUAUACAAAAAGAAAGAGUGCGGGCAGCCCUCAGUUGCUUCAAUGUGAUUAAUUUUGCACAAAUUCACUAAUGACUGUUUUGUGUGCGCAUAGAUGAAUUCUUCACAGAAAAACAAGGAUAUUUGUGUUCACUACUUUAUGUAUGUGUAUAUGCACAUGCAGCUAGUACCGCCUGUAUAGGAGGAAGGGACGUGUUUCUUGAAGAUGAUGCAGUGGAAGUAGUAGUGUAUAUUCUGCUGACAAUGCAUCAUUAACAGUGGUCGCCAUCAGUGUGUAGUGUGAUAACAAGUGAAUAAGUAAUUAACUAGUGAUCACUAAUUGCUUGGGUAAUUAGUUAUAUUAGAGUACAUGUUUAAGCUGUAGAGUUGAAGCUGGUCAGUGUUCGUGGCCAAUCCAUUUAGUAGGAAUCCUGAUAUUAGCACCAGUUUUUCGAGUUAUCCGUCUUCCAAAAUACAUCUUGAAGUACACUGGUGUUUCACUUAGCUUUGCCCUGCAGAGUUGAAGGAAGGCCUUGUGUGAAAAUUUCAAGUGGAAAGUCACUCCAUUUUCCCACAAAUUGGGGGAGAAAUGUUUUGCUGCUGACGCCAGUCUUGGGAUUCUUGUUGAGUAGAUAGACAUGCUUUGAAAACUGACUAGCUUCAGUUGAUCAACUUCAACGUGAGCCCUAAACUGAGCAAGUAAAAAAAAGAUGAUGUGACUAUCCAAUAUUGUUGACUAGGAUACUACUAUAAAAUUACUGUUAUCCGGGCUUGUUGAUGUUUCAACAUAAUAUGGCAAACAGCGCAAACGCAAGAUAAGACUAGAUGAAACGAACAACAUGGUUACCCGCAGAACCUGUAUUGUCUGUUUCUCUAGUCUUAGUCUCGUGUUCGAGCCAGUUGCUAUAUGUGUUAAUUAGGGCCUCGGAAUUAGUGUUUAUCACACAUUUACUGAUGUCUACCACUGUUAAUUAUUAUGUUUAUUAUGUUAACAGUUAUAGAGAGGAACUAUGAUCACUGCACUGUCUUAAAAAUAAAAAAUUGGCUGUUCUGCCUUGAAGCAGCUGGUGUAUGGUAUUAUAUGCCACACUGGAUAUACAGCAUUGCGAUCUAGCUGAGCCUACUGAAACUGUGAUGCUGGUUGAGUGAUGCACGACAACUAGCACUGCGAGUGAGCUUUAAUUGUCAUUGUGUGAAGAGAGUAUAAACAAUUUAUAUAUCCAAAGGUAGCAGCAGUAUGAAUGUAUAAUAUAUGCAUGGUUGAAGCUAUUUUACAGCUUUCAGAUGUGAAAGGAAUAUUGCCGCGCGUGUCUGUUUAUACUUGUGUGCAUGCAAGUGGGCCAUUGGGCGAGUAUUGCGAGAAGGUGAAAAACAAUUUUGUGUGGGUUUCUACAAGCACAAUAAACAGCUUUAUUAGCAUA
This is a messenger RNA of Dermacentor andersoni, 6792 nucleotides long. RefSeq names its product Brf RNA polymerase III subunit (gene Brf). The record is from RefSeq and is a predicted model, not a curated record. Lineage: Eukaryota; Metazoa; Arthropoda; Arachnida; Ixodida; Ixodidae. Gene Ontology annotation, biological process: transcription preinitiation complex assembly; DNA-templated transcription initiation; transcription by RNA polymerase III. Gene Ontology annotation, molecular function: RNA polymerase III type 3 promoter sequence-specific DNA binding; TBP-class protein binding; RNA polymerase III general transcription initiation factor activity. Gene Ontology annotation, cellular component: nucleus; transcription preinitiation complex; transcription factor TFIIIB complex.